Messenger RNA from Anguilla anguilla (European eel), 2095 nucleotides. Its product is annotated as zinc finger protein 83-like. Gene Ontology annotation, biological process: regulation of transcription by RNA polymerase II. Gene Ontology annotation, molecular function: RNA polymerase II cis-regulatory region sequence-specific DNA binding; DNA-binding transcription factor activity. NCBI's taxonomy places the organism in Eukaryota, Metazoa, Chordata, Actinopteri, Anguilliformes, Anguillidae. The transcript has 3 exons. The record is from RefSeq and is a predicted model, not a curated record. Bases 457 to 1560 code for a protein of 367 amino acids.
GCAGAAGAAGAACGUCCAACUCAAUCGCUUCAUGGUUCACACAGCUUUUAGCAGGCGUUUGGGAUCAUUUGCCGCUGUUUAUGAACUACAUGACAAUAAACGAACAAUUUAGUUGUAUUAAGAGUGUCUGCAAACGAUAGGGACAUGGCUGGAUGUAAUCAGACACCCCAACAUAACAGCCGAAGAAGUUCGCAAACAAGGACUAAGGGUAUGCAGUGACCACUUUGAAGCCACGGAUUACCAAGGUGACAACUGAAGCCUGGAGCUGUACCCACCGUUUCCCCAUCGUUGGUCGAACCACUACAGGAGCUGCACUUGUGCACACCUUUGAGCAGCAGUUUGAUGCAGGCAGGAGUCUGUCUGAGACAGGACACUGAGACAACACUACCAGAGCUCACUGAGCAGCACUGGAUCAGACAGAAAGAAGGAGAACUCAGUUGACUGGAGUCUGUACACAUGGCAGAGACAGAGACAGAGUGUGCUGCACCAGGACUGAACACACUGGAGCCAGAGUGUGUUACAGCACACAGCGGGGUCAGUGAUGUACACCACACACACACAUCCCUGAUUAAAACAGAAACUGAUCUGGGCUCCACCCACUCUGGGGAUCUUAAGACAGAGAGCCUAGACAGUACAGAGCUGGGAUAUGUAACCCAUCUGCAUCCUGACCAAAUCAAAAGAGAGACUGAUGAUGGAGGAUACCUUAAGGCAGAACACAUCAAUGACUUGCAGGAUUUAAAUUUUAAGUCUGAUAAAAUGAAGUGUGAAUACAAUGAAAGUUUAGAGACUGAUCUCAUGAAUUCUGCGAUGAAUGGAGCUGAUUUCUUUCAAAACAAGAUAAUUCACAGGAAUAAAUGUGAAAUUAAUACAGGUGAAAAGCCAUACAAAUGUAUGCAGUGUAAGAAAUGUUUUCGUGCAAAAGCUGAUUUAAAAACACACCUGAGAGUUCAUACAGGUGAAAAACCCUACAGAUGUUUUGAAUGCAAGAAGUGCUUUUCCCAAAUAGGUCAUUUAAUUUCCCACCGGAGAAUCCAUACAGGUGAAAAGCCUUACAAUUGUGUUCAGUGUGGGAAGUGUUUUUCCCAAAUGGCUAAUUUAAGUAGCCACUUGAAAAUUCAUACAGGCGAAAAACCAUACAAAUGUACACACUGUGGGAAGUGUUUUUCCCAAAUGUCUAAUUUAAGAAGCCACCUGAGAACUCAUACAGGUGAAAAGCCAUACAAGUGUUCAUGUUGUGAGAAGUGCUUUUCCAGAUCAUGUCAUUUAAAUCGCCACCAGAGAAGUCAUACAGGUGAUAAGCCCUACAAUUGUUUUCGGUGUGAGAAGUGCUUUUCCACAAAAAAACAUUUAAAUGUACAUCAGAGAAGUCAUACAAGUGAAAAGUGUACUCAGUGUGGGAAGUGUUUCGGAACAAAUUCAGCUUUAAUUAGACACCUGAGAAUUCAUACAGGUGAAAAGCCCUACACGUGCAUUCAGUGUGGGAAGUGCUUUUCUCAAAGAGCUCAUUUAUGUGGCCACAUGAAAAUUCAUGCAGGUGAAAAGCCUUCCUUAUGCAUUUAGUUUUUAAUUAAAAAAACAAAACUAAAUUGAAAUAACUAUUUAAAUGACUGCUGGAAAGUUUGUACCGAUAUUUCUGGUGUUCAUCCAACGUGAAAUAACACCUGAAAAUUUAUUCAACAACCCCUUCUUAUCUUUUCAUUAAAACUCCACACAAUUCGUACAAAUGAAAAGGCAUUUACAUGUACUCAGUGGAAGGUUUGUCUGUCUUGCAUCAUUUAAAUCUGUUAUAUUUUUGCCAGAAAUGCUUGAAAGGCUGUAUAAUGUUACCCCAUUGGACAAAUCGUAAAUGUGAGAAGUCAUGAGCUCAGUGGUUCUUUAUGUUCAUUUCAACACCAGAAAAUUCCAUCAGAAACUAGUUGUGAGUAACCCAUGUAUAAAGUGUGCUUACUAUGUGAAAUGCACUUUAAUUGUACAUUGUAGACUUCAGACAGUAUGUUUUUUUCAGAGAUAGCAGUUGAGGGCCAUUGUUUCACAGUUUUAUUUACUGUUGUAUAUGAAAUGUUUAUUAAAUAAUUUUGCACUGACUGUACACUUA